Messenger RNA from Mobula hypostoma (lesser devil ray), 4001 nucleotides. RefSeq names its product hedgehog acyltransferase like, b (gene hhatlb). The record is from RefSeq and is a predicted model, not a curated record. Gene Ontology annotation, molecular function: acyltransferase activity. Gene Ontology annotation, biological process: negative regulation of N-terminal protein palmitoylation. The transcript has 11 exons. Bases 773 to 2167 code for a protein of 464 amino acids. Gene Ontology annotation, cellular component: endoplasmic reticulum. Lineage: Eukaryota; Metazoa; Chordata; Chondrichthyes; Myliobatiformes; Myliobatidae.
UUCUCAAUCAACGUCCUGUUAGAUUCUGAUGUUUUUGAUCCAAGGCUCUUUCAGAAGUCAAGUCAGAGGCAUAAAACUUGUUGUUUCACAAUUGUUUUAUUAAGCACUAAUAGAACAAAGAGAACUGGAAACAGAUGGUAACGGAGGUCUAGUAAGGGAAAGAGAGAAUAGUGGAGCAAAGUGUCAGCUCUUUUAAUACCAUAGAUAAGAAAAAUUCCUAUCAAAUUUGUAGAUAAGAGUUAACCAAUAAGGUAGUCCCUAUUCAAAUAGAAUGCAACAGGCUUUCAGAAUCAUACAAUGUAACUACUAGGGGACACAUGGAACGAUUGCAUAUACAUAUUGUGACCACUAGGAAACAUACUAAACAGUUACGUGUAUAUAGGUAGUUAUAAAAAUACUAGCAGACAGAAACUGCUAAACCUGCAAAAGAUAAUGACAAUACAACAGUCUGCUCUUAUUCCCUCCAUUCAUUCCCGCUGCUGUGGAAAAUUCCAUAUCAAGAUCACUAGACUCAAAAACAGUUAAACCCAGCCACCACUACUUUAUCAUUUCCUGGCAGUUGUCUUAUGUACAGAUACUCCUGCACCUUUCCCCCUGUUACGUACACUCAAUCAGACUAAUCUUAUGUAUUUUACGCUUGUUAUGUUCUUAAUGCUUAUUGUGUUUUUUUAUGCUGCAUCGGAUCCGGAGGAACAAUCAUUUUGUCAAUUGACAAUAAACAAUUUUGAAUCUUGAAUCUUGAAACGUCAAUUGACUCGCUGCUGCUAAGAACAUGAGCAAGCAGACCUUUAAGCAAAGCGUGAAGCGUGGCUGGUCAUACAUUGGUCGAAAGAUGGAUGUGGCUGACUUUGAGUGGGUUAUGUGGUUCACCAAGUUCCGAAACUACAUUCUUUUUGCCUUAUCGGGUCACGUGCUCUUUGGGAAAGCAAUUUCCAUGGCCUUACCUCAGCACAGAUCCGUAUACUUUAUGGUUUAUGGGAUUCUUGCAGUCCUGGCUACAAUGGGCUUCUCCUAUCUCAUGUUAAUCCUGUCCCACUGCAUCCUUCUCUAUGGCAUUGCCCUGGCUAAACAGAAGUGGCUGUGCUUUGCUGCUGGACUCUGCAGUUUGGCAACGUUUAAAAUAGAGCCCGUGGCUUCCUGGCAGACAGGAUUUGUAACGGGCACCUUCCAGCUCCAGGACGUCCUGUUCUAUGGAGGAAGUGGCUUCACCAUCAUGCGAUGCAUGAGCUUUGCAUUGGAGAACGUCGAGAGGAAAGCUGGGAACUACUCAAUCCUGGACCUUCUCAUCUACAACUUCUACCUCCCCUUCUUCUUCUUUGGGCCAGUGAUGACGUUCGAUCAGUUCCACGCACAGAUAAAUCAGUCCAGGUUCACUCGGAAGCAGAACGAGAUGUGGAACAUUGGGAAAUAUGCUCUGAUGCAUCUCGCUGUCAUCAUCCUGGUGGACAUCAUCUUCCAUUACCUCUACAUUCUAACCAUACCUUCCGACCUCAAGCUGACAACAACGCUUUCUGAUUGGGCAUUAGCCUGUCUGGCUUACUUCAACCUGGUGUACGACUGGAUAAAAGCAGCGGUGAUGUUCGGGGUGGUGGGGACCGUGGCAAGACUAGACUACCUCGACCCGCCCAAGCCACCGAAAUGUAUCACCAUGCUCUACGUUUUCGCUGAGACGCACUUUGACAGGGGGAUAAAUGACUGGCUGUGCAAGUAUGUCUACGAUUACUUGGGGGAAGAACACAACAACAUCUUUAAGGAGCUGUUGGCGACGGUCUGCACCUUCCUGGUCACUACACUGUGGCUGGGGCCAGACCCUGUGGUCUACAUCUGGUCUGUCUGCAACUGCUUCGGCCUCAACUUUGAGCUCUGGGUCCAGAAAUUCUUUGAGCUUGAACCUUUUGCAUCGAUUGAGGCAAAGCAGAUGUCCAAGGCAACGUCGCGAAGGAUUAGGGGUGUCUUCGGUGCUGCAAAUUUCUGGGCCAUUAUCUUGUACAACGUCCUCUCACUGAACAGCGUUGACUUUGCAAUACUGGUUGCUAGAAGGCUGUUCCUUGUUGGGUUUCCACUGAGUCCGAUAACCAUCCUCUUCGUGACCUAUUGUGGAGUCCAGCUGGUGAAAGAGAAUGAGCGCAGGUUGGCACUGGAAGCAGAGAAAGAGAAGGCCGAAUAGAGGACUGGCCAAGAGAGAGAAGGGAGCCACAGGAAGUCCUUCCCUCUCAUCUGCAACCCAACUGGCUAUUUUUGAGUCACACAAAGGAAGUUUUCGGUUAUCCAAAUGAGUUGCUGCCAAAAAAAAUUGUCCCAGUGAGAGUGGAUCUUUUCAGUGGGACACAGGCUUUAAUGUAAUCUCCCGUUCACCACAGAUCAUCCAGAAGACUCUUCCCGCUGGAAUUAGGCGGGUUGAGGGCAGGGGUUCCCAAUUUAUGCAACAAAAGCUAUAGCCCCCCCCCUCGUCCUGCCUGCUUCUGCACUCCCAGUUCCAGGGUUGCCUUGGGGUAUCCGAUCACAAUCACUCAGUGGCCGAAUGGCGUGAAGGGGUCUGGAUUUAGCAUAAAAACACUCACAUGAGGGAAGGACGGGCAAGUUCUGUGCAGAUCCGUAUUUCAGUACUGCUAACCCUUUUUUGUGGGGAUUACAGUCAACUUCAGUGUCCUGCAAUAUGGCUUCCAGUGCAGGGCUGAGUUCUCAAGUCAGCUGGGGGGGGGGGCGCGUCUGGGUUGUCUGAGAUUCUAAGCAAAGCCUUUCUUUCCCCAGUGACAGUCUCUUCCCCCAAGGAACCACCACAGAAAGAUUCUGUCCACUGCCCCUUGGCUGGUUCCCAAUAUGUCCCUGCCCCUACACAUCCUCUGGCUAUCUCCCUCCUUGCCCCCUGCUUUUCUUCAGACCCUUUCGCUCGUUCACCCUUGAAGGAUCUCAGCCCAAAAUGUCGAUUGUUUUAACUACUUAAGACUGUAAGACAUAAGAGCAGAAUUGGGCUGUUCGGCCCAUCGAGUCUGCUCUGCCAUUCCAUCAUAAUUCAAUGUACAUGGAGUCAUGAUGAAAACUUACAUUUUUAAUCCCCUGAUUAGAUGCUGCCUGAUCUCCUGAGUUCCUCCAGUAUUUUGUGUGUGUUACUCUAGAUUUCCAGCAUCUGCAGAAUUUUCUGUCUUUCUUGAAAGUGACUGUCAAAUCUUUGAGGCUUUGAGCUCACAACAACUGUCUGGGUAAGAGUAAUUCAACCACUAGCCCACGUCCAUGGUUGCCUGGACUAGUUGUGGGUCACCUUGCCCCCACCCCCACCACUGCAUUUACCAGCCAAUUUCUCCUUCUGGCAGGGGUGAUGGUAAGUGGGGGAGGGGAAACCAAAGAUCCACUACCACUGGGAAGGGGAAAGAUUUAAAGAGAUGAGCUUUACUUGCCACAUAUAAAUCGAAGCGUACAGUAAAAUGUGUCGUUUGCAUCGGAUCAGCGAGGUAGCACUGGAGGGGAGCCUGCGGGUGUCACCCCGAUUCCAGCACCAACAAAGCUUGCCCAUAACUCACUCUGCCUCUACCCAUGCAUCUUUGGACUGUGGGAGGAAACCAGAGCACCUGGAGGAAACCCACACGGUCGCAGGGAGAACGUACCAACUCCUACAGGCAGCGGUGGAGCUGGAUCCGCUGUGCUACUGUCCCGUCCAGAACGGCACAAGUCACAGGAACGCACAGGAUAUUUGCAGGGACUUGCGCUACUGGUGAAAUAUUGAUAUCCCCCAACUACCUGAGGAUGAAGCUUGCCAAGCAAAAUUCGGCAGCAAGUUAUUGCCCAUCUCCACUUCGUGAAGAUUACUGUAUCUGCGGGUGUGGGCGUUGGCAGUGUUCAACAUCUUGAGAACCUGCACCCCAGAUACUCUGAACCCAAUGCACUGUAAACAGUAAACCGUAAAUUAUAAGCACAUCCAUUAGUAAUAAAUAUAAUAAUUUGAUCUUCACAUUUUUUAUGCAUGUCUUCAUUUUCUUGUCUGAUGCACCUCUUCGGGGAAUAUG